GUCAAAUAUUUCCUAGCAGGUGUAAUCGUUUGUGAUAAUUAACAACACCUACGUGUGUGCACGAAGGUUUCAUUUCAUUUCUUAUAUGAAUUCAGCGAACAACUAGAAUUCACAACCUUAAAAAGUCGGUAUUGGGUUAGGACUAAAGUAAUUUCACGAGGAGUAACGUAACGAGAUGCCCGGACCAGGACCCUGCCGGCCCCCGCCGCUGUUUCAGCCUCCGGAAAGUUUCCUCUCUCUUUCCUCCGUCUCCUCCUAACUGUUAAAACCGUGGGCGGAGAAGGAGCCGGGGAACACCAGCUUUUUCAUGCAGCAGGGUAAAGGAUGCCUCACCGAUAGAUAGCCAAGCCUAAUGACGCAACGGGUUUACUCAAUCCAGCAGAAUAUUGUGAGGGACAGGAUUAUACAUGCAGGGUUUCCUAUGACCAAAAGCAGACUGAGGACUCAGAAACUUACAGAUAUAACGUGACAGUUCCUUCACAUCCACUUUUAAGGAAACGACCUUCUCCUCCGCACACCAGCUGAGCCACCGAUGCAAACUUGAAUCAUGACAUUGAUUGCGUUACUGUUUUUACCCUGUGUUUUCAGUGCACACACGCGCAUGUUAGUCCCUGGAUAUGAAGGAGCCACAGACACGCACAGAGAGAGCCGCAAAGUUCUGACGACAACAGACAAAGAAUGUAAAUUCCCAUUUCGUCAGGGUGGCAGGCUUCACCAUCACUGCAUCACGGUCCUGUCGUCACAACCAUGGUGCUCUCUCACUCAUAAUUUUGAUCGGGACCGAAAGUGGGGCUACUGUGCACCAGAGAAAAGUCAACCAAAUGUUUCUGACCACACACCUCGCAGAAUUACAGACCCUUGUCAAGUGAAUCCGUGUCAGAAUGGAGGUGUCUGCAAGUUGAUUCCACACAUGCGCACAUUUGAGUGCUCGUGUCCUGAUGGCUUCUCUGGAAGACUGUGUGAUCAAAAGAGGGGCUAUGAAACCGCACACCUGCGCUAUUAUGACAUUGGAGAAUCUUGGGGACGAAUUCAUCUCCGCAAUGUGGAACAGUGCACAUGUGUGGCAGGGGAAAUCAAGUGUGAAAGAGUCCGAUACACAAUGUGUCGUAAAAACCCUUGUUUCAAUGAUGGAGUGUGUCGACUAAUCACAUCCACCAACAAGGAGGUGUGUAACUGCAGGCAUGGCUUUGGCGGCUCAGACUGUAGUGUUGAGCCAGAGGCAGAGUGCUAUAACGGCAGGGGGAAGGGUUACAGAGGACUGGGGAACACCACGGUGUCUGGCACCCGGUGUCUGUCGUGGAACUCGGACCUGCUUCAUGAUGAGCUCCAUGUUGGCACGGUGGUUGCAUCGCCCCUCAGGGGACUUGGCGAGCAUGCUUACUGCAGAAACCCAGAUGGGGACAAGAUGCCGUGGUGCUACACACUCGCUGACGAUGCCAUCUCCUGGGAAUACUGUGACAUCCCCUCCUGUGUGAUGCCUGUGUCUUCUUCUCGAAGGAUUAUCCCCUUUAAAAAGCCUAACGCUACCAAGAAGCCUGUGUGUGGAAAAAAGCACAAAAAGAGGUUGUCGAUAGCAAGGGGGCGGAUAUUGGGUGGAACUUCAUCGUUGCCGGGUACUCACCCCUGGAUGGCAGCGAUUUACAUUGGAAAAUCUGACUUCUGUGCUGGUACACUGAUAUCCUCGUGUUGGGUCAUCUCUGCGGCGCACUGCUUCUUCCGCAACCCACUGAAGUCUCAGCUUCGCGUGGUUCUCGGCCAGCAGAGGUUCAACGUAACCGGUCUCAAUACCAGGACGUUUGAAGUGGAACAAUACAUCUUUCCGAAAGAGUUCUCUGUGUUUAAUCCCACUCUACAUGACAUUGGUAAUCACUCAUUUCACACACGACUCGUGCAAACCAAGGGGCAUCUUGCCCAUAUUCAGAAACACACAAAUUUGCUUAAGACCUGA
Solea senegalensis (Senegalese sole) is the source of this 1948-nucleotide messenger RNA. RefSeq names its product hepatocyte growth factor activator-like. Bases 548 to 1948 code for a protein of 466 amino acids. Lineage: Eukaryota; Metazoa; Chordata; Actinopteri; Pleuronectiformes; Soleidae. Gene Ontology annotation, cellular component: extracellular region. Gene Ontology annotation, biological process: zymogen activation; blood coagulation. The record is from RefSeq and is a predicted model, not a curated record. Gene Ontology annotation, molecular function: serine-type endopeptidase activity. The transcript is spliced from 11 exons.